CACUUCAUUCCCUUCCACUGACCCUCCUCAUGGCUCAGUCUGAAUCGCCCUUCUCACUAACAGAUCUCAGCAACAAACUUGAGAUUGGCUCUCGCCCCGGCACCCUCUGGUCCCUCAGCAGCCAAAAGCCCGGGCACGGCGUCCGCCAGCUUCGUGAUGCCGACCUCGAACAACUAUGGCAAUCCGAUGGUACACAGCCACAUCGCAUCACAAUCGACUUUGGUCGUCGUACCGCUGUCACGCACGUCUCUCUCUGGCUCAAUGUGCGGCGAGACGACUCCUAUACCCCAACAAAAGUCCUAGUCGAAGCGGGAACCGACUACCAUGAUUUGACCGAGGUGCGCUUCAGGCAAUGGGACUCUGAUGCCUCACAAGCUCCAAUUUGGACUUGGAUGAUUCAAAUUAGCGUCUUGGCCAAUCACCAAAAUGGCAAGGAUACACAUGUUAGAGGAUGUCUAGUUUGGGGACCC
Jaminaea rosea is the source of this 470-nucleotide messenger RNA. Its product is annotated as galactose-binding like protein. Gene Ontology annotation, biological process: protein K11-linked ubiquitination; anaphase-promoting complex-dependent catabolic process. The record is from RefSeq and is a predicted model, not a curated record. The annotation marks the transcript as partial. Gene Ontology annotation, cellular component: anaphase-promoting complex. The transcript has 2 exons. NCBI's taxonomy places the organism in Eukaryota, Fungi, Basidiomycota, Exobasidiomycetes, Microstromatales.